CUCAAAAUGAGGUUUACUGGAACAGUGACUUUACAAAAGACAUCCAAUCAGCCAAGAGAGAUACAGAGAGAGAGAGAAAAAAGGGAAGCCCGUACCUCCUGUUGCAGUUGGCCGUCUGUCUGAAGAAGGAAAAGAGCUGCUGUGCACAGUGUUUAUUUGUAGGUCAUGUUGCCUCAGUGUGAAAGAGCGCGGAGUAUAAGUGGAUGUCCAGAAGGGCCGUAUCGAGCGGUAGAAAGUGCAGAUGCUCUCGCUACACAAAAUUUUGAGGGCAUAGACACGCUGGACAAACUUUUCCUUCAUGCUGUGAAGAGAUUCAGUCAGGCACCCUGUCUGGGCACCAGAGAGGUCCUUAGUGAAGAAGAAGAAAAACAAGCCAAUGGGAAGCUCUUUAAGAAGUUGGUCCUAGGAGAAUACAGCUGGAUGACCUAUGAAGAAGUCAGCCAAACAGUGGAAUCUUUUGGCAGUGGUCUGGCAGCUUUGGGUCAACGGCCACGAAAUACCAUUGCCAUCUUCUGUGAGACACGGGCAGAAUGGAUGAUCACAGCGCAGGCCUGCUUCAGACGCAACUACCCAUUGGUUACACUGUAUGCAACUCUGGGUGAAGAUGCUGUAGCUUUUGGGCUGAAUCAGUGUGGAGCCACUCAUCUCAUCACCAGCAUAGAACUGUUGCAGAGCAAACUGAAGAACAUUUUGAGUGCAGUCUCAGGUUUGCAGCAUGUUAUCUAUGCAGGCAGUGGUGAAGUAUGUCAGGCUGAUUACCCACAGUCUCUCACCAUUCACAGCAUGGACGAAGUAAUGGAGCUUGGGGCAAAGCCAGAGAACUUAAGUGAAAAGUAUGAGAGGCCGACUGCGUCUGAUCUCGCAGUGGUUAUGUAUACCAGUGGGUCUACCGGGCAGCCUAAAGGGGUGAAGAUGCAACACAGUAAUCUAAUUGCAGGAAUGACGGGUCAGUGCCAGCGGAUCCCAGGCCUGGGAUCACAGGACUCAUAUAUAGCUUAUCUCCCAUUGGCUCAUGUGCUGGAGCUGACAGCAGAAAUAUCCUGUGUGUCAUAUGGCUGCAGGCUCGGAUACUCCUCCCCACACACACUCACGGACCAGUCCAGUAAAAUAAAGAGUGGCGGUAAGGGAGAUUGUUCUGUGCUCAAACCCACCCUGAUAGCAGCAGUACCGGAGAUAAUGGAUCGUAUCUGCAAGAAUGUUAAUGGAAAGUUGAGAGAGAUGUCAGUGAUUAGGAGGACUCUGUUUAAAGUGGGAUACAACUAUAAACUACAGCAGGUGUCACGAGGAGCUGAUUCUCCGGUGUGUAACAUGUUGAUUUUCAAGCAUGUGAAUUUGCUGCUGGGAGGGUGUGUACGCCUGAUGUUGAGCGGAGGGGCUCCACUGUCUGCUUCCACACAGAGAUUUAUGAACGUGUGUUUCUGCCCCGUCGCCGUGGGUUACGGCCUUACAGAGACCUGUGGAGCAGGAACUAUCUCAGAAUUUACUGAUUAUAGUACAGGACGAGUUGGAGCUCCUCUCAUUUGCUCUGAAAUAAAACUGCGAGACUGGCCUGAGGGUGGAUACACCAGUCAGGACAAGCCUCACCCACGAGGAGAGAUUUUGAUUGGUGGACCGAAUGUUGCCAUAGGAUACUAUGGAAGUGAGGGGGAGGGAGAAAAUGACAACUUCUGGGUGGACGAGGUGGGGCAGCGCUGGUUUUGUACCGGAGAUGUUGGGGAAGUUCAUCCAGACGGUUGUCUGCAGAUUGUGGAUCGUAAGAAGGACCUGGUAAAGCUGCAGGCAGGUGAAUAUGUGUCUCUGGGGAAGAUAGAAGCCGCCCUGAAAAACAGCCCCCUCAUUGAUAACAUCUGCGUCUAUGCCAGCAGUGAUCAGAACUACGUGAUCAGCUUUGUGGUGCCCAAUCAGAAGCAACUGACUGAGCUGGCAAAAAAGAAUGGGAUAGAGAGCGAGUGGGAGGAGCUUUGUAACCACACCAUGAUGGAGGAUGAAGUGCUAAAAGUUAUCAAAGAGAUUGCAGUAAAAAAUAAACUGGAAAGGUUUGAGGUUCCACAGAAGAUUCGUUUAAGUUCUGAGGUUUGGACUCCAGAAACAGGGCUGGUGACAGACGCCUUCAAACUAAAGAGAAAAGAGCUGAAAAAUCAUUAUAUAAAGGACAUUGAGAGGUUAUAUGGGAAUAAAUGAUGCACAUGCAACACUCUAGGCUGAUUUCCAAUUGUCAUACUAUGGUUCCUAGAUUAUCACCCCCCCUUCCCAUGCAAUUUUUAUUACCGUCCUGACUUGCUCCAUACACUAGACAUAAUAAAAGUAUGCCAAUUGGGAUUCAUCCAUAUGUGCACUUACUGAUUAUCCUUUUGAUAUCAGUAGAAACACCAUUCUGCCUCCUGCUGGAUAUAUAUGGUCAUUACUUCUUCUUUGAGUAAGUACUGUGAGGAACAGCUUUAUUUAAUGGCAAUAAAAGAUGCAUGCAGUGGUGUUGUAUUGUUUUUUUAUUUUUUACUUUAUAAAGUGCCUUAGCAUAGCUAUGUUAAAUAUUUUUUUUAUAAAUGUUUAAAAAUUAAAAUGCCACCUUUACUUGAAAGUGUUCAUAGGAUGUAAGUGGUAAAUGUCAAAUUUUUAGUUGCUCAGUGUGAUUGUUUAGAGUGUUGAACAAAAGCUGAUGCAUGUUGUUUAGUGUGAUUCACUUAUUUCUGACGGUUAGAGUGGUAACUGUCACUCAAGACCUGCAGAAAUACAACUGGGAACUGUGUAAACUACACAAUAUAAUGUGGGAUGAGUUUAUGUUUACAUACAGUAUGUAUGGGAAACAAGUUUUUUUUUUCUUCUGUAUACUAUUGACAUAAAAAAGAAAAAAAUUUAUGUUGUUUGUUUGUUGUUGUUCUUCUUUAGUUGUUCCACUGCACAUGAUGAGUGGGUUCAUGGCACCACAUAAUGUGUCAUGUGUGCAUUAGAGAUAAAACUGAGAAGUCAUAUUUUUCCUGUUGUGCUAUAUAUUGUAUUGCAUUUUUAUUUUUAAAACUAUAUCUCCAUUUCACACAAUAAAUUGUUUUUCACCAUUCAUUUAUUUACCUGAAAAAAAAAAAAAACAUCCUGUUAUUGCUUUUCUGUUUGUUUCUCGUCUGUGCAUGAUUUAGUUUUUUGAUAAAAGUUUAAAAUGUAAAAAAGUUGUUUAUUUGUAUAUAUAUACUUUAUUUACUGAAUUUUAUAACUUUUUUCUUGACUGUGAUAUGUUCUGAUAUCACUCAAUUUCUCUAAACACAAAAUCUAAACACAAAUCCUUUGCCAUCUUACUUGUCUGUCCACCAUCACUCCACAGACUUUGGAUGCUCCUUACAUUCUCUAGCUUAAUUUGCACAUAUUUGAUGUGUCAAAAUGAAAUGUAGCUGAGUAAACUUCUUGUUUAUCCCUCUUAUCUAAAAGCAUAAAACAGAGAUUCAGGCUCAGCAUUUCUCUCAUUUAUCUGUCAAACCUCUAUACCAUUUGUUGUUCUUCAAAUCUUACAUUUCACCAUGGGAAUCAGUCUCUGUCAUCUGGAGAAUUGGACGUUUAACCUUUUUCUGUUAGUACUGUUCUUUUCUCGUGUCAAAGUCUGAUUUAACCACCUUACACCGCCAUUGAAGUUUAAAUGGUUGACAUUGAAACUGUGUUGAUGUUCUCAAAUCUGGCUGACAUGAAUAAAGUAGACAAUCUUCUA
Ctenopharyngodon idella (grass carp) is the source of this 3691-nucleotide messenger RNA. RefSeq names its product acyl-CoA synthetase long chain family member 4b (gene acsl4b). NCBI's taxonomy places the organism in Eukaryota, Metazoa, Chordata, Actinopteri, Cypriniformes, Xenocyprididae. Gene Ontology annotation, cellular component: plasma membrane; lipid droplet; endoplasmic reticulum. Gene Ontology annotation, molecular function: arachidonate-CoA ligase activity. The transcript is spliced from 15 exons. The coding region runs from base 166 to 2181 and encodes 671 amino acids. Gene Ontology annotation, biological process: long-chain fatty-acyl-CoA metabolic process; neuron differentiation; long-chain fatty acid metabolic process. The record is from RefSeq and is a predicted model, not a curated record.